Nelumbo nucifera (sacred lotus) is the source of this 1936-nucleotide messenger RNA. RefSeq names its product Transducin family protein / WD-40 repeat family protein. NCBI's taxonomy places the organism in Eukaryota, Viridiplantae, Streptophyta, Magnoliopsida, Proteales, Nelumbonaceae. Gene Ontology annotation, molecular function: protein binding. The record is from RefSeq and is a predicted model, not a curated record. Gene Ontology annotation, biological process: ribosome biogenesis. Gene Ontology annotation, cellular component: nucleolus.
AUUCCCGUAGAUAGCCCGAUCCGUCUAUAGAGUGCAUGCAAGGUUUAGUAAAACCCUAACUCCACCAUUUCUGUCUCCAUCUCUGCUUCUUGCCCAAAACUCACAAAAAUGGUUCGCAGUAUCAAAAAUCCAAAGAAGGCCAAACGCAAGAACAAGGGCUCGAAGAAGGGAGAGGGGACCUCUUCUUCAAUACCAUCCUUGCCUGCGAAGGUAUGGCAACCGGGCGUAGAUAACCUAGAAGAGGGAGAAGAACUUCAGUGUGACCCCUCUGCGUAUAAUUCGCUACACGCUUUUCAUCUUGGAUGGCCUUGUUUAAGCUUUGACAUAGUACGCGAUGCACUGGGAUUGGUUCGAACAGAGUUUCCGCACUCGUUGUACUGUGUUGCUGGCACUCAGGCAGAGAAAGCUUCCUGGAACUCUAUUGGAAUAUUUAAGAUAUCUAACAUUUCUGGGAAAAAGAGACAGUUAGUGCCUACUCGAUCUGAUGAUAAUGACACUGAUAUGGAUAGUAAUGAUAGUAGUGACAGUGACGAAGGUGAUGAAAAUUAUGGCCAAGGUGGAUCUGGUCUCCCUGUUCUGCAGCUGCGCAAAGUUGCUCAUGUAGGAUGUGUAAAUCGCAUACGUGCAAUGACACAGAACCCCCAUAUAUGUGCAUCAUGGGCAGAUACUGGCCAUGUACAGAUCUGGGAUUUCAGUUCUCAUCUGAAUGCUUUAGCGGAGUCAGAAACAGAAAUGGGCAAGGGAGUAUCCAAUGUAUUUACUCAGGCUCCAUUAGUUAAGUUUGGUGGGCACAAAGAUGAAGGGUAUGCUAUAGAUUGGAGUCCUCUUGUUCCUGGGAGGCUUGUAUCUGGGGAUUGCAAGAAUUCCAUUCAUCUAUGGGAGCCUCAGUCUGGUGGAACAUGGAAUGUUGAUGCCAAUCCAUUUAUUGGACAUGCUGCAAGUGUUGAGGACCUACAAUGGAGCCCUACAGAACCUCAUGUCUUUGCCUCUUGUUCUGUGGAUGGUAAUAUCGCAAUAUGGGAUACUCGACUAGGGAAAUCCCCUGCUACUUCUUUUAAGGCGCAUAAUGCAGAUGUCAAUGUUAUAUCCUGGAACCGGCUUGCUAGCUGUAUGAUAGCAUCUGGAAGUGACGAUGGCACAUUUUCUAUUCGUGAUCUUAGAUUGAUCAAGGAAGGAGAUCCUUUAGUUGCACAUUUUGAAUACCACAAGCACCCUGUUACGUCCAUUGAAUGGAGUCCACAUGAAGCUUCUACUUUAGCAGUUUCAUCAUCAGACAAUCAACUAACGAUUUGGGACCUUUCAUUAGAAAAGGACGAGGAAGAGGAAGCUGAAUUUAGAGCUACAAUGAAAGAGCAAGUGAAUGCGCCAGAAAAUUUGCCACCUCAGCUUCUUUUUGUUCACCAGGGUCAGAAAGAUUUGAAGGAAUUGCACUGGCAUACUCAAAUCCCAGGAAUGCUCUUAUCAACUGCUGCAGAUGGUUUCAAUAUCCUAAUGCCCUCAAAUUUAGAAAAUACACUUCCAUCAGCGGGUGCCUAAAUUUAUUAUGCCUUUGUAUACAUUGCAUGAUUCCAACCAAACAAGAUCUGGUAUGUUUACAAUGGCCGUUGAUACUACUGUAGAACUUGGAUAUCGUAGCUGGGAUAAUGGAUCUCAAGAGAAUUACACUCUCCUAGAUUCUGUCUCAUUGCAAGUUGCACAAAUUCAUUUGUUCUUGUUUGCCUUUUGGGUUGAGCGGGAGAUAAGAGCUGGGAAAGGUGAAUCAUGAACGGUUGAAGGGAAAAGGCGUGUAGCCGCUAUAAAAGCCAUGCAAGUCACUCAUGGAAUGUCUGAAGAAUAAAGAGGAUUUGGAAAUUGAUUAUUUGAUCUUUUUUAAUUCUUGUCUGCAAAUGCAGUUUGAGUUUGCUCUUAAAUACAUAUAAACUUGUUUUUCGCCCCA